Molecule: messenger RNA, 294 nt
Organism: Arctia plantaginis
Lineage: Eukaryota; Metazoa; Arthropoda; Insecta; Lepidoptera; Erebidae
Source: the annotation of a GenBank genome assembly
AUGACCGGUCGCCGUUUUUUCGCCUGGAGGAUGUUUCCAGCCGCUAAGGCACAAGAUGAUAGAAAUUUUAACACAAGUGUGGAAGCAAGAGCUCGAGCGUCUUUUGAUCCUUUGCUACAUCUCACGGAGAAACAAUUUAGAGAGCGAUAUCGUCUUACCAAAAAAUCAUUCAAGUUCUUGUGCGCAGAACUAAGGCGCACAACUAAUUUAAGGUCCACUCAACGUAUGUCUUUGGAACAUAAAGUGCUCACUGCUCUAUUUUUUUUGCAACUGGAUCCUAUCAACGGCCGGUAG